AAGGUCACACUUCAAGGUGAUUCGGAAACUCAAGGUCACACUUCAAGGUCACUAGAAAACUCGAUGUCACGAUUCAAGGUCACUCGGAAACUCAAGGUCACACUUCAAGCUCACUCGAAAAACUCAAGGUCACACUUCAAGGUCACUCGGAAACUCAAGGUCACGUUUCAAGGUUACAUUUCAAGGUUGGCACCGAAGGUCAGCUCUUAAGGUC
Messenger RNA from Acanthoscelides obtectus, 214 nucleotides. The record is from the annotation of a GenBank genome assembly. NCBI's taxonomy places the organism in Eukaryota, Metazoa, Arthropoda, Insecta, Coleoptera, Chrysomelidae.